Molecule: messenger RNA, 2534 nt
Organism: Megalops cyprinoides (Indo-Pacific tarpon)
Lineage: Eukaryota; Metazoa; Chordata; Actinopteri; Elopiformes; Megalopidae
Gene: mindy2
Product: MINDY lysine 48 deubiquitinase 2
Exons: 9
Coding region: 73-2043 (656 amino acids)
Biological process (GO): protein K48-linked deubiquitination
Cellular component (GO): cytosol; cell periphery
Molecular function (GO): cysteine-type carboxypeptidase activity; K48-linked deubiquitinase activity; cysteine-type deubiquitinase activity
Source: RefSeq, a predicted model, not a curated record
GAUGUCAUGGCGUCUUUGGAGCAGGAGCUGGAGCCGCAAUCUAGAUAGGGAGUAGCAUCGGUGGGAAUCGAAAUGGAGCAAAAUGCAAGCCUGCAUCGAGAUCUUGCAGAAAGCGCUCUGUGCUCUACAAUAUGCGCGGAAACGAGCGGUAUAAAGGUUACAGAAGUAGUGAAAGGAGCUGUCGAUAGCAGUAAGAAUAGUGAGCCCUCUGCGCUCAGUACUUUGGUCAGUAGUAGCGACAGUAGUAUUUUAUCAGCAAGCACUGCCAAUGCUCUCUCUGAUAAUCAAAAAUCAGACGUUAGAUUGGAAAUAAACGAAUCUCUCCCGGUUGAGAACACCAACAUCCAGCCGAGCGGUUGGUUGGAGACGUCGUCAUCGGAACUGGGAGAUCAGCUGAGCAACGGGAUGGGGCACAGUCUACCGCUAGCUCCAGGAAGCGGCGAGGGUGCCACCUCAAAGUUGGUAAACAACAGAACGGAUGGCGAUCCGCCUUCUACGAUGGAAGAGCCGACUGCAAGGAUUACAGAUACUCAGACUGUGGUUGCAAAAUCUGCGUCGCAGGAGCAGACGAAGAUCUCGCCGCCGACGUCGUUGUGCCCAGACAAAACAAGUUUGACAAACGUUAAACCUGGGGCAUUGGCUUCCAGUGACCAUGUCUCAUCCGAGGGGCCACCGACUGAGAGUGACCCCAGCCCCGCUGGUGAAUCCCGGAGCUUUGAUUCACUGGAAUCCUUCUCAAAUCUAAAUUCAUGUCCGAGUUCCGACCUUAAUAGUGAAGGAAUGGAGGACAGGGUACUGGCCAUCGCUUUACAGAGCAACGAGUAUGGGGCAGAUGAAGCGAAAAUCUCUUGCAUCAAGGAUCGGGGCGCCGGCCAGUCGAUAUAUCACAUCAAGUGGAUCAAGUGGAAGGAAGAAAACACGCCUAUCAUUACACAGAACGAGAACGGGCCAUGCCCAUUGCUGGCUAUAAUGAAUGUCCUUUUGCUGGCAUGGAAGGUGAAGAUGCCCCCGAUGAUGGAGAUUAUAACUGCGGAACAGUUAAUGGAAUAUCUGGGCGACUACAUCCUUGACGCCAAGCCGAAAGAGAUCUCCGAGGCCCAGCGGCUGAACUAUGAACAGAACAUGAGCGACGCCAUGGCGGUGCUGCACAAGCUGCAGACGGGCCUGGACGUCAACGUGAAGUUCACGGGGGUGCGAGUCUUCGAGUACACGCCCGAGUGCAUCGUCUUCGACCUGCUGGACAUCCCCCUCUACCACGGCUGGCUGGUGGACCCCCAGAUGGCCGACAUCGUGAAGGCGGUGGGGAACUGCAGCUACAACCAGCUGGUGGAGAAGAUAAUCUCCUGCAAGCAGUCGGAGAGCAGCGAGCUGGCCGGGGAGGGCUACGUGGCGGAGCAGUUCCUGAACAGCACGGCCACGCAGCUGACGUACCACGGCCUGUGCGAGCUCACGUCCACCGUGCAAGAGGGCGAGCUCUGUGUCUUCUUCAGGAACAACCACUUCAGCACCAUGACCAAAUUCAAGGGCCAGCUGUACCUUCUGGUGACGGACCAGGGCUUCCUGACCGAGGAGAAGGUGGUGUGGGAGAGCCUGCACAACGUGGACGGAGACGGCAACUUCUGCGACUCCGAGUUCCGCCUGCGACCGCCGUCCGACCCGGAGACGGUGUACCGCGGGCAGCAGGACCAGAUCGACCAGGACUACCUGAUGGCGCUGUCGCUCCAGCAAGAGCAGCAGGCCCUGGAGCUGAACUGGGAGCAGAUCCCGGAGGGCAUCAGCGACCUGGAGCUGGCCAAGAAGCUGCAGGAGGAGGAGGACCGGCGUGCCUCGCAGUUCUACCAGGAGCAGGAGCAGGCGGCCGCCGCACAAGCACAGCAGCAGGGACAGCAGCAGCCAGCAGGGGGCGACGCGGAUGCAGGAGCAGCGGCGGCGGCGGCAGCGGGAGCCGCAAGCGCCACACCGAGCCCAGGGAAACAGCCCAGCACAGGCGAGCGCAAACCGAAAAAGGAGCCCAAGGACAAGGACAAGUGUGUCCUGUUGUAACAGAGGAGGUGGGGGGUGGGAGGAGGAGGAGGAAGGGAGGGGGGACAGCAUUUAUUUUAUGUUCACCUGACACCCAACGCACAGCCCCCUGGGAGGAAAGAACAACAAAACAAGAGGAGGCCGAAGAGAGAGAGAGAGACACACGCCACCUGUGCCUGAUGCUACCUACACAUCAUCUUUUUCCCUUCAGUUUUUUAACAUCAAGGAGACGAGAAGGGUGGCCAUGACAACCACUACUACAUCUUUGAUACAGUUGGCCAAACUUUGCUCUAAGUUGCACACUGCACUAUAUUUAUGAUGGAGGGUUGCGUGCGUAGGGGUUACUAUAUUUAUAACAAAACAACUUAAAAAAAAAAAAAACAAAACAAAAUGAGCUAGCUAAAAAAAGUGGAUAGUGUAAAAAUUGCACCUUCUCAUUGCGACAUGGUUUUCUAAAGAUAGCAUUCAUCUUCAUUUUUUUUUAUUUUACUCAGUUAAUAAGCUAUUUUGUA